CACUCCCUUCAAUUCAGCCCUCAACAGAAAUCGUUGUUUCUCUUAGACCUUUGCUUUCUUGGCUAAUUACAGGUCUGCCACUCCCGGUUAUGAUAGCCGCCGGAAUCCGGGAAUCUGAGAGCGUCUUCUCCUCUCCAGCUCUCGGCUUCCCCCGCGUCCGUUUCUUCCGCUACCGCCGCCUGAGGUAACCCAACUUUCCGACCAAUACACCAGCUUUACAUAUAUUAAAUAAUUAUACAUACAUAUACACGUAUCUAUUCCGAGUUCGAAUAUCUUGUUGAGAUGCCUUCUCCAGCGAAGAGUAAUCAUCGGAAAGGAACGGGGGAGAAGAAUAGGAAGGGAAAAUUGGCGGAGAAAGCGCAAUCGUUUCACGCCGGGAGUAUUUCAGCUGGAAAAGUUGGACAGAUGUCGUUGUUGCAGAGGCCAAGAACGGUGCCGGACUUGCUGUCCGGUAAGGAAGUUGUCCAGAAGAGCUCUUCGUAUGAGGAAGUGUCCCGGCCUCUGAAGCUCACGAAGCUUCUCCUCAACGUGACGAUUCAGAGGAGCCUGGGACCCGUUCAGGUGGUGAUGUCGCCGGAAUCAACGGUGGAGGAGCUCAUUGCGGCGGCUCUCCGGCAGUACUCCAAGGAAGGCCGACGUCCGAUUCUGGCAGCCAAUGAACCUUCCGGAUUCGAUCUUCAUUACUCUCAGUUUAGCUUAGAAAGUUUGAAUAGGGACGAGAAGCUGAUGGCAUUGGGGUCAAGGAAUUUCUUUCUGUGCCCCAAAAAGUGCGGCGCCACGGAAAGUGACGGUGCUGUAACGGCGUCGUCUUCGAGCUGUAAGGGGCAAGCUGAACGGGCUACUCCUAAGUUUGGGCUGCCUUGGCUCAAGUUUAUGGAAUUUAUGCUGUGAAAUCAAAUGUCACAGAGCCUUUUUUUUAGUAGUUAGUUAGGGCCCUCUAGCUUUGUGUUGUUGUUCCAAUUUGAAACUGGUGAAAAUUUAGGCGUAAAAUUUGUGUGUAAAUUUAUAGUUGAAUUGGGAAGAGGGCACUCUUUAAUAUCUGAGGUCCUCAGCAAUUAGCAUGAUUUUCCAGCUUCGAGAAACGAGCAACAAAAUUAUUAUUAUGUAAAUAUGUCUUCUCUUGAUCUUUUUCAAGUUAUUCAAA
Molecule: messenger RNA, 1144 nt
Organism: Coffea eugenioides
Lineage: Eukaryota; Viridiplantae; Streptophyta; Magnoliopsida; Gentianales; Rubiaceae
Exons: 2
Coding region: 283-891 (202 amino acids)
Source: RefSeq, a predicted model, not a curated record